Molecule: messenger RNA, 1065 nt
Organism: Saccharomyces eubayanus
Lineage: Eukaryota; Fungi; Ascomycota; Saccharomycetes; Saccharomycetales; Saccharomycetaceae
Gene: STS1
Product: Sts1p
Exons: 1
Coding region: 1-1065 (354 amino acids)
Biological process (GO): proteasome localization; nuclear protein quality control by the ubiquitin-proteasome system
Cellular component (GO): nucleus
Source: RefSeq, a predicted model, not a curated record
AUGCGGCGAACGAGAAAGUCCUACUUAAAAAUACCUUUAGCAUACAUUUCUCACUUGAAAGGUUCGAAGGUAUCAGCAAAGAAAGCAGCAAACACAAGACAGUAUAGCAUUAUGAUGGGAUUUGCGUGGGGUUUUAAGCCCGCUGGUAAGGUGCCUCAAGACACAGCAGGCUCACAGAGCUCAGGCCACAUGGUGGUGGCAAAUUCUGUAGGGAAACAGAAAAGACGGUAUAGCAACGAGGAGCAACAAGAAGAACCCUCUCGGAAUAAGAGUAUGACGAAAUUCGGAGGCGUCUCCAAGAGGAGGCCCCAUCCGAGCUCGCUAAUAAGAGGUCAGCCUCUGCCCUUGCAACGAGGCAUGGAAUUAAUGAGCAAAGAGCAAUUACAGCAGUUGCUGGUGGACCUGAUGACAAAGCAUCCGGAAAUUCAACAGAGUGUCCACACGAGGAUUACUGGACUGGAUUUUAGUAUACAAAAGUGUCUUGACGUUUUGAAACAGAAAUCCGAAGCCGUUUACCAAAGCAUACCUUACAAUAGGUCCUACGAGAGUAAUAAGUUGGACGACUACGCAUUUGUGAGAAUGAAGCCUCAAAUUUUGGAGUUUUUGAACUGUUUAGUGGAUUUUAUACUGGAUAACAUCCCACCACGGUUGGAAAACUUACACGCAUCGUUAAAAUUUUUGGACAUCUGCACAGAAUUAGUCAUUAAAUUACCAAGGUUUGAAUUGGCCAGUAACAACUACUACUACGAUAAGUGCAUCGAACAAUUAUCGCACGUAUGGUGCACGCUCAUUGAACAUGUCGCCCGAGACAGGCUAAUCCUCUUGGCAGAUAACAGCUCUGUGUGGAAAACUCACAUGACAAGGUUACAAAUCUAUAAUGAACAAUCGAACGGAUUAUUGGAACGCCCUCUUCAACUGUUCAAGUCAUUAGACAUGGGGGCUUCUCCUGCAUCACCAUCAUCAUCAUCAUCAUCAUCAUUUCAAGAGACGAUCAUUUACCACCACGAUACCAUGACCAACGAAAAUAAUAACAGUGGUAACACUAAUGAUUCACCCUUCAACUAA